CGGCCGAGCCCCAGGGGAGCCGAGCUCGCGCGGGCUCGGCGUUUUUUCGGCUCUGAGGAGGAACCCCGCCAACCAUCAAGAUUUUGUCCAAAAGCAGACAAGAGGAUCGCCCUGCGCUGAGCCGGCUGGUGGGCAGCAGGCGGCGGCUGAUAGCGGCCGGCGCGCUGGGGGUGGUGAUGGUGCUGCUGCUGGUCAUCCUCAUCCCGGUGCUGGUCAGCUCGGCCGGCACCUCGGCGCACUACGAGAUGCUCGGCACCUGCCGCAUGGUCUGCGACCCCUACGGCGGCACCAAGGCGCCCAGCACGGCGGCCACGCCCGACCGCGGGCUCAUGCAGUCCCUGCCCACCUUCAUCCAGGGGCCCAAGGGGGAGGCCGGCCGGCCGGGCAAAGCGGGGCCGCGCGGCCCGCCGGGGGAGCCGGGGCCGCCCGGCCCGGUGGGGCCGCCGGGUGAGAAGGGCGAGCCGGGGCGGCAGGGCCUGCCGGGCCCCCCCGGGGCGCCGGGGCUGAACGCGGCGGGGGCCAUCAGCGCCGCCACCUACAGCACCGUCCCCAAAAUCGCCUUCUACGCCGGCCUCAAGCGGCAACACGAGGGCUACGAGGUGCUCAAGUUCGACGACGUGGUCACCAACCUCGGCAACCACUACGAUCCCACCACCGGCAAGUUCACCUGCUCCAUCCCCGGCAUCUACUUCUUCACCUACCAUGUGCUCAUGCGGGGCGGCGACGGCACCAGCAUGUGGGCCGACCUCUGCAAGAACAACCAGGUUCGAGCUAGUGCGAUUGCUCAGGAUGCUGAUCAGAACUACGACUACGCCAGUAACAGCGUGGUUCUUCACCUGGAGCCAGGAGAUGAAGUUUACAUUAAAUUAGAUGGAGGAAAAGCACAUGGAGGAAACAACAACAAAUACAGCACAUUUUCUGGAUUUAUUAUUUAUGCUGACUGAUAAUGAGUAAAAAGACCCACCAAACCAGUCGAGAAAUGAAGUGUGCUCUUCUAAGCGAUGGGUUGCGUGGCAAAAGUCAAUGAAACAAGCACCCCAGCAGAGUGACCACUGAACACCUCAGCAGUGGGGGAAAAAGUUGAAUGCUACCUGAUUCACAUCUGUACAACACAGAGAAACCUUAUGUUAAAAAACCACAAACCAAGUUAAACAGAUGUGCGAUCCACUUCCGCCAAAGCAAAUACUUCCUCAUUGUUAAGUGUCCAUGUGAAUGAAGUUCUACAUAGAUCAGAUUUUUAUAGGGAAGAAAGCCCACCCAAGGACACUGAGCUAUUUCUUCAGUGUAUAUGAUACUUUGAUGUGUUAUGAUCUUGCUGCUUUAUCCAUACUUCAGCUUUGGUUCUUGUGACUUACCUGCUAACAAUGAUGCUUGGAGUCCACUCAUAGUGUGGUGAGGAAUGAUUUUACAAUAAAAGGAAGAGGUAAUCAAAAUAUA
Molecule: messenger RNA, 1437 nt
Organism: Haemorhous mexicanus (house finch)
Lineage: Eukaryota; Metazoa; Chordata; Aves; Passeriformes; Fringillidae
Gene: C1QL3
Product: complement C1q like 3
Exons: 2
Coding region: 177-944 (255 amino acids)
Molecular function (GO): protein binding
Source: RefSeq, a predicted model, not a curated record